GCCAAUGAAUGAGGAGAGGGGAAGCUCCGGUCCCCGGAAGAGCGGCUUGAGAGGGGAGGCGCCAAGCACGCAGGCGAACCGACCGAGGGGCUGCAAAUACGAAGGUAACACGGUGGCGUCGUCUUGGUUUACGUCCAGCCUCGACCCUGAUCUAGACUAGCUAAGACCUAUCGAUGGUCUUGACUUCAAAUACGCCAGCAAAGCCGUCCCUGUGUGUUUGCAUACCACCAGCAAUCAGGAAAGAUCUUCCCGUUCGUGUCGUGGAGGACCGCGGGAAGGCAGGGGGAGACAACACUGAGGAUCCCAACACGACGACUCAGUGAGGACUGAAAAAUGAACCCCUUCUAGCUUAGAACAGAGUUUAACGGGUGAAUCGCCGGCUCUUUGAUCCCAAAGCCCAUUCGGUUCUCGCUUCGAUUUCUGUGCCCACCGGAUGCUAAGGCUCUGAAUGGAUCCGGAAGAUGCACGAAUCACUGCAGUGAUUUUAUGCUUUCCGAACGGUUUUUUGUUUUUUUGUUUACCCCUGCAGCGAGUUACCCCCCACGCCAGUUUGUGUUCAAAAGGUGAGACUGCAUUCAUGGGCACGAUGAGUUCACAAUAAGCUACAGACUGCAGCACCUCGCACGAUCUCGCCUCUUCUGCAGCACCCAUCAUCCUCAUCACGCAUCAGCACCCGUGCUGUGCAGCACCACAGACAGCGACCAUGACACGCUUGCGCAAGAAGGCGUUUAUCGCUCUUUUUCUGUUCACUCUUUUCAUAUUCGGGACCAUGAUGGGCCUGAGGACGCUGAAGCCGAGCGACGGCUUCUCGGACCUGGCUCCGGGGAUCGAGUUCGCGGGGGAGAGGCCGGAGCGGAGGCGUCAGGAUGGCAAAGACCUGGUGGUGUCGCCCGUCCAUUCGGACACGGGCAUCGGCGACACGAAAGUGGUGUUCACCAAGUCCGACCACGACCACAGCAUCUUCUACGACGUGCACAUCUUCUAUUACCUCUGGUACGGCUCCCCAACCAUGGACAGCAAGUACAUCCACUGGGACCACGUGUUGGUGCCCCACUGGGACCCCAAGAUCGCCGCCAGCCACGCUCAGGGCCGACACGUACCUCCCGAGGACAUUGCCUCCAGUUUCUACCCGGAGCUGGGACCGUACAGCUCCAGGGACCCCCACGUGCUAGAGUCCCACAUGUCCCAGAUAGAGGCCUCGGCUGCAGGGGUGCUGGUACUGUCGUGGUACCCUCCCGGAGUGGCGGACAACCACGGGGAGCCCACCGAGGACCUGGUUCCCGCGGUGAUGGACGCGGCGCAGCGACACAGCAUCAAGGUGGCGUUUCACAUUCAGCCGUACAAGGGACGGACGGACCAGAGCGUGCACAACAACAUCAAGUACAUCAUUGACAAGUACGGGGCACACGGAGCCUUCUACCGCUUCCGGUCGACCACGGGCCAGGUGCUGCCCCUCUUCUACGUGUACGACUCCUACCUGACGCCGUCCGAGGCCUGGGCGGAGCUCCUCACCGCCAAGGGCUCGCACAGCCUCCGCGGCACGCCCUACGACGGCGUCUUCGUGGCGCUGGUGGUGGAGGAGCGCCACAAGAACGAGAUCCUCAACGGCGGCUUCGACGGCAUGUACACCUACUUCGCCUCCAACGGCUUCUCCUUCGGCUCCUCGCACCAGAACUGGCGCGCCAUCAAGACCUUCUGCGACGGCAACAACCUGCUGUUCGUGCCCAGCGUGGGGCCCGGCUACGCCGACACGGCAGUGCGGCCCUGGAACAACCACAACACGCGCAACCGCGUCAACGGGCGCUACUACGAGACGUCGCUGCAGGCGGCUCUCACGGUGCGGCCAGACAUCGUCACCAUCACCUCCUUCAACCAGUGGCACGAGGGCACGCAGAUAGAGCGCGCCGUGCCCAGGAAGACGGUGACCCGCCUGUACCUGGACUACCAGCCCAGCAAGCCCGACAUCUACCUGGAGCUGACGCGCCGCUGGGCACAGCAGUUUGACAAGGAGAAGGGCAAGUGGCUGAUGUGAAACCGCCGCCGCGAUACGACCACCACACCCCACCCGACCACGCCCCCACCACGGCCCCGCCGAGCCCCACCCACCCUGCCGCAGCGACGGUGUUCUGACCUUCUGGGCCGGCCUCUCAGGAUGAGCUGUGCACAGGUCGUGUUGCAGGUUGCGGUACAUAGGCCACAUUUGCCAGUUGGCGCAAACAAUUAUUCUGCAGUGAACUCUGUUGCACAUUCGGGUGUUUGCGAGAUUAGUCUGCUCUUGUUUUGAUCAAAUGUAUGCAGCCAGUUGAAAAUAAUGAACUGUAAUAGAGGCGCAUUCUCAUUUACUCCCUUGGGAGAUUGAGUUCUGCUUGAUUUAACCACAUUAUAUAGAUGUACAGCAGCAGGUUUUGACUUCAUCAUUGGCAAGUUGAGCUUGAAGGGUGAAACAGGGGGACUUAUCUUGCAGCCCCAGAAAUGUGCCACUGUUGGCUGAUUCUGAGUGAGUGACCCAGUUUGUCGGAACACAAUGGAAAUUCUCUGUUAUCACCUCUCUGUCGCUGUCCCUGAAUGUUUAAUACCCUCUUUCUUCUUAAACAACCACAACUACUUUUUUUGUACAGGAUUUCCAUGACAGAGUGGCUAAAGCUACAAGCUCACGUUGAUUGACAUGUAUGCCAUGUUCAGUUGUCCUACGACCCUGAGGUUGGCUGGGAGUUUGUGAGAACCAAUAAGUUGUCUUUGUGGCGAUGUAGCCUAACUAUGCUACAUAUAGGUGUAUUUUCUUAAUAUGAAAGAUCUUUUUUUUCCUCCCUGUAUUUCUUUAUAAACAAAUAAAAAAACGAACUCCAAUGUG
Molecule: messenger RNA, 2851 nt
Organism: Gadus morhua (Atlantic cod)
Lineage: Eukaryota; Metazoa; Chordata; Actinopteri; Gadiformes; Gadidae
Gene: maneal
Product: mannosidase endo-alpha like
Exons: 4
Coding region: 704-2032 (442 amino acids)
Molecular function (GO): alpha-mannosidase activity
Source: RefSeq, a predicted model, not a curated record